AUGGAUGAUCAAAUAUCGCCAGACGGUCGGCUCAGCCGUGACAGUAGUAUCAGUUUGGAGGACCAUAACGGACCAGCUCCAAGGCUUAGCAGAUCCGAUCUUUACACCGCGCAUCAAGUACAGAGAGAUGCGUACUAUCGCGCAAAUCCAUACUCCCUGUUUAUGAUUCCCCUAGACUUUCCGGCAACGUACAACGCAGACGAGAUACCGACAGGUGUAGGGCCUUCAGAUGCUGUUGAUGAAACAUUGCUCUCAUCCCGCCGCUUGGAACAAUAUCUGUCCGAAGAACGCAGGGGCGAACGGAUCGCUCUGGGGAUGCAGCCUCUGGGAGUAAACAGGGCUACUGUCCAGCACUAUCUGCCCGAAAUCAUACAGAGUAUGGAUAACAAUGUGUCACAAGCAGAGGCAACUGUUGGCACGAUGGAGCCUGAGGUAGAGCCUGAGGAAGGAGUAUGCUGGGGAUCGUUCACCACAUUGGCAUCUACGACAUCUGACGGGUCUUCGGGACCCGUUACAGCAUGCAAGAACAAAAGCGAUGACGGUUAUAUAGCCGAGGCAGCUAACUCAGGACCAUUCCCCGCAACGCCCUCUUCAGACCAGCACAGUUCUCCGGGCCCAACGAGACUAGGCAAGCCAUAUGUGGCUCCAAUACAGUCGCAACAUGCCUUGGCUAGCAAUGAAUCAAAUCUCGUAGCCCAGGACACUGCUGAAUGCGACCUGGAGCUAGAAGAUGUUGCAAGCAAUUUUUAUAAAACAAUCAGCCACAGGCGACGCGGAGGUUACCAAGUCGAGAACCAAACACGCGUUAGACAGGCACGCGUUAAAAAGACUGCUCGCCUCGUAAGGAGGUCAGAGAAGCAGCAAAAAGAGACGAAGAAAUGA
This is a messenger RNA of Trichoderma gamsii, 882 nucleotides long. RefSeq lists its product as hypothetical. The transcript has 3 exons. Bases 1 to 882 code for a protein of 293 amino acids. The record is from RefSeq and is a predicted model, not a curated record. NCBI's taxonomy places the organism in Eukaryota, Fungi, Ascomycota, Sordariomycetes, Hypocreales, Hypocreaceae.